Molecule: messenger RNA, 882 nt
Organism: Eremomyces bilateralis CBS 781.70
Lineage: Eukaryota; Fungi; Ascomycota; Dothideomycetes; Eremomycetales; Eremomycetaceae
Product: alpha/beta-hydrolase
Exons: 1
Coding region: 1-882 (293 amino acids)
Biological process (GO): biosynthetic process
Source: RefSeq, a predicted model, not a curated record
AUGGAAACCGUCCUCCAUAUUCAAGGAGAUCCCUCCUCUCACCUAACUCCCCUAUUCCUCGUCCACGCCGUCUCCGGUCUUGCCCUGCCCUACCUUCGUCUUGGGUCAGUGACUCGGGGAGAGGAGUUCCUUGACGCUGGUCGCCCCGUCUACACCAUCGGUUCUCCCAUCUACAACACUAAGCAGUAUCGCCUUCCCUCCAGCUUGGAUGAGCUUGCUCGCCAGUAUGUGGCCCUACUGAAGUACCAACAGCCCGAGGGCCCCUACCUCCUUGGCGGCUGGUCCAUGGGCGGGAUGGUAGCAAUGAAGAUGGCCGACGUACUCCUUUCCUACGGCGAGGAAGUCCUGAAAGUCAUCAUGUUGGAUUCACCUAAUCCGGAGGCCACCCCGGCAUUCCGCAGUCACCGCGAGUUCGAGACCAUGCUCGGGAACGCCUACGGUGCGGUUGCUCAGCGUCUGGGCGUCGAUGCCACCAUGGAGCCAGACUUCGACUCGUCUGAAGACGACGACGAAGAUCUUUUCCUCCAAGGGGGCGAGCUUCUGUCAAGGCUGCACCAUCACGUUUCAAACGGCCUGCGCAUAAUCGCCAAUGUCAAGCUAGGGACCAUGUUCACCUGCAAGCAAACUUACGACGCGGUCCUGAUCAAGUGCACCAAAGCUCCUGCACAGCUAUCUACCACUGGAAGCACCCCGAACCUCAGCUACGAGCGCAAGCUUUUCCAGAAAUUUUCCUUCCGCGAGAAGAACAUGCUGUGGGACCCCCGCGUUUUCCGGAGCUUCAGGUCCAUUCCGAUCCACGCGGACCACGAUGGCAUUCUCGAUGACAUGGCGGCGCCAGAGUUGACCAGAAUCUUGCAAUCUGUGCUGGAACAAACCGGUUGA